Molecule: messenger RNA, 1465 nt
Organism: Thalassophryne amazonica
Lineage: Eukaryota; Metazoa; Chordata; Actinopteri; Batrachoidiformes; Batrachoididae
Gene: cox11
Product: cytochrome c oxidase assembly protein COX11, mitochondrial
Exons: 6
Coding region: 85-888 (267 amino acids)
Cellular component (GO): mitochondrial inner membrane
Molecular function (GO): copper ion binding
Source: RefSeq, a predicted model, not a curated record
AUUUUUAGUUACACGCGCGAUCUGAAGGAUUCUGGUAAUGUUUCUUAGAGGUGAAUUGUCGGGAAGCUAAUUCGCAGGCUUCAAAUGUCUUCUUUGCUGCGCCCCCUCCUGGCUACGCACUGCGUCAGCCGCCACCAGUCAUCCGUUCUGAUGACGUCAUAUCUGUGCUUGCGGGGCCUUCGAUAUGAUACUUGCAGAACUCUGCACACUCGUGCCGAACACUUCUUGUUUCGGAGACUUUGCCUGCGCUUCAGUGCGCCAAGUCGUAGUGCUCAGAACCGAGCAAGGUGGAACCAGAAGUAUGAGCAGAGUUGGCGAACGAGGAACAAGACGUUGUUGACGUAUAUUGCUGCAGGUGGAGUCGGGAUGAUUGGUCUGUCAUACGCUGCUGUGCCGCUCUACAGGCUCUACUGCCAGGCCACUGGAUUCGGCGGCACGCCAGCUGCCGGCCACGGGGGAGAUCGGGUGGAGACGAUGACACCUGUGAGUGAUCGCAUCAUCAAAGUCACCUUCAAUGCCGACACGCACUCCAGCAUGCAGUGGAACUUCAAGCCACAGCAAACGGAAAUCUACGUUGUUCCAGGAGAAACAGCGCUUGCCUUCUACAGAGCCAAGAACCCCACAGAUAAACCCAUCAUCGGUAUCUCCACCUACAACGUGGUGCCUUAUGAAGCAGGGCAAUACUUCAACAAGAUCCAGUGUUUCUGCUUCGAGGAGCAGAGGCUGAACCCUCACGAGGAGGUGGACAUGCCAGUCUUCUUCUACAUCGACCCAGAGUUUGAUGAGGACCCACGGAUGGCCCGGGUCAACACCAUCACCCUGUCGUACACUUUCUUUGAGGCCAAGGAGGGUCAGACCCUGAACCUGCCGGGUUACACCCGCAAGUAACCCGGACAGAGGGCGGAGUCAGUCACAGACAGAACUCUGCGUGAAUUUUAACACCAGACUGAAAUGAGUCUGUUGCCUGUUUCUGGAAGGUUUUCGUGAACCACCUGGUUAAUGAAACGGGACAACCUGUGGAUUUAUAUUUUUGAAUCAUGGUAAGUUAUGACUGAAAUGAAAACCAGUCAGAAUUGAUCUCUGAAUGUUUUCCGUCGCUCUGUGAUUGGACUGCAGGGGCCAGCCUCAGAUCACAGAAGAGACUGGAUUUAGAAGUGGAUCUGGAUCUGGAACAUUUGGAACACUGGCUCCCAUGUUAUUUACAGUUUAGUGAAAAAGCGCCCCCUACUGUCAGACACUGUCAAGCUGUUUUUCCAACUGCAGAAUUGAUGUAGAAUUUCUAAAAACAUGAAAUCUGUGUAGCAUCAGAAAAGAUGAUGAAUUAUUGCAGUUCAUAUUUGCUUGAUAGACUGAAGUCAAUCAGCCUGAAUGUGGUGUUUGAAGAUGCAGCAGACAAAAAUAAAAUAGUGAUGAAUGAGUGAUGUUAAAUCCAGCUUCAGUUUGAACCUUUCACAUUUAUAUUUCA